This is a messenger RNA of Phytophthora sojae, 357 nucleotides long. RefSeq lists its product as hypothetical. Bases 1 to 357 code for a protein of 118 amino acids. The transcript has a single exon. The record is from RefSeq and is a predicted model, not a curated record. NCBI's taxonomy places the organism in Eukaryota, Oomycota, Peronosporomycetes, Peronosporales, Peronosporaceae.
AUGUCGAUGCGAGAUCGCGCGAUCUGUCGCCAAGUUCUUCGAGCUCUGCACAGGCACUUGCAGUCCCAGCGUCGACGUUCGAGUGCCCCAAGCCUGGCACUGAAGUUCCGCGUCUUCGAAGCUCUCAAGCUCCAGGCCAGUCUUACCCGCAAGAGACUCGCGUUCCAACGCUUGAAGGUUGGACUUCGCGCACGUCCACAGCAACAACCGACGACGCCUAGCCCCGCUCUCGUGGCCAAGACCCGCACACCGACUCAGUCUUACACGAUGUCGAUGCUUGCGAACCACUCGGACUUGCUGCUGCUGCUCAUGGCGCUGGUCUUCCUCGCCUUCCUGCCAGCCAAAUACAUCAUGUAA